GUUUUCAUCAGGGCCUGCCAGACACACACAGCACAGAUGAGGACAUUUACCAGGUAGAGAGGCCUGGCCUAGCCUAGAAAACUUUGAAUGGGAUCUCCCUUGAUGCGUUGGAAACAUGGAUCUCCGACUUAAGUUAAGUUCUGGCUGUAACGUUAACGCUAGAGAAACGCAGCAGGUUGACCUGCUGAACGUGAUGGUGAAAGAAGAAGAUAUCAAAGAGGAGGAAUGUGGUCAUACGAUUGCAUUUCAACGCGAUGAAGAAAAUCCCUUUGCAGAGUUUCAACGUAGAACUGAAACCGACUUUGCAGAGUCCAACGCUUUACAGACUACAGCGGAGAUUGAAGUGAAGAUUGAAGAGGACGAUGAUCAAGAGCCCGAUUUUCUGGUGGAGAGUGCAUCAGAAUAUCCACACGGAACACAACAGAAGAUCCAUGGACAGAAUGAUGAACUCAACCUGCAACUCAAAAGAAAGCUGCACCACUGCACCGUCUGCAGGAAGAGUUUCAUAGUCUUGAGAAACCUUAAGAAACAUCAGAAAACACAUGAUGAAGUCAACAAGCAAAUACACACUGGAGAGAAGCUCCAUAAUUGUCCCCAGUGUGGAAAAGGUUUUUCACACCCCUUAAUGCUUAAAUACCACCUGCUAAAACAUGCGUUACAGAAUCUAUAUGAAUGUUCCCAGUGUGGAAAAGGUUUUUCACACACAUCAAGUCUUUCACGCCAUAAGCUUGUACACAAAGGGGAGAAGCCGCAUAAAAGACUCGUGAGAGAGAGGCGUCAUAAAUGUUCCCUGUGUGGAAAAGGUUUUGCACUCCUCCAAACAUUUAAACGCCACAUGUUAACACAUACUGGAGAGAAGCUUCAUCAAUGUUCCCUGUGUGGAAAAGGUUUUUCACACCUCCUAACAUUUAAACGCCACAUGCUAACACAUACGGGAGAGAAGCUUCAUCAAUGUUCCCAGUGUGGAAAAGGUUUUUCACACACGUCAAGUCUUUCACGCCACAUGCGUUUACACAAAGGAGAGAAGCCUCUUGAAAGACACACGGUAGAGAAGCCUCUUGAAAGACACACGGUAGAGAAGCCUCAUAAAUGCUCCCUGUGUGGAAAAAGUUUUUUACACACGUCAAGUCUUUCACGCCACAUGCGUUUACACAAAGGCAAAAUCCAAUAUAAAUGUUCUUGUUGUGAAAAAGUAUUUGAACAAUACAAAAUUUUUAAAACCCAUAUGCAAACUCACAUUGGAGAGAAACCUCAUAAAUGUAUCCACUGUCAAAAAGCUUUUGACAAAAGCUCAAAUCUCAAAAUCCAUAUGCAAACUCACACUGGAGAGAAGCCUCAUAAAUGUAUCCACUGUGAAAAAGCAUUUUCACAAUCCAAUAAUCUUAAAACCCAUAUGCGAACUCACACUGGCGAGAAGCCUUAUAUAUGUAUCCACUGUGAAAGAGCUUUUACACAAAAGUCAACUCUUCAAGCCCAUAUUCUGACUCACACUAGAGAGAAGCGUCGUAAACGUAUCCACUGUGGAAGAGGUUUUAAAGAAAGUUCAACUUUUAAAACCCAUACGCAAACUCACACUGGAGAGAAGGCCCAUCAAUGCACCCAGUGUGAAAAAGUUUUUCUAAACCACGCAGAUGUCAAACACCACAUGCUUAAACACACUAGAGAGGAGCAUUAUGUGUGCUCCGCAUGUGGAAAAGCCUUUGCUCACCUUUCAACUCUUAAAGCGCACAUCUUCAUACAUACGGGAAAGAAGCCUCACGUAUGCACUCAGUGUGGGAAAGGAUUUUCACAAAUCUCAAGUCUUCAGACUCACAAGCUAAUUCACACUAGAAAGGCCUCAAUUCAACCUGCAACUGAGCCUAAAUCUACACUAGCGCAUUUUCAAACAUCAAGUCCAGGUUCCCUCCCCUGAUUGGUUGUGCUUGUAUCACAUGACGAUAGCCAUGUGCUCCGUUUCCACAAGUAAUAAAACAUCCUCUCCACCGCUGGUCAGUCAAUAUGAAUAUGGAUUAACUUACUUCAAAAGACACUAUGUUACUGUUGUUGUGUAUAUAACUUAUUGUAACUGUGUAUGUUAAAUAAAUCCCUCUUGAUCAUUAGAAGCACUGUGUACUGUUCUGUCCACUGUGAC
Messenger RNA from Alosa alosa (allis shad), 2131 nucleotides. RefSeq names its product zinc finger protein 227-like. The transcript has 3 exons. Bases 116 to 1912 code for a protein of 598 amino acids. The record is from RefSeq and is a predicted model, not a curated record. Gene Ontology annotation, molecular function: RNA polymerase II cis-regulatory region sequence-specific DNA binding; DNA-binding transcription factor activity, RNA polymerase II-specific. Lineage: Eukaryota; Metazoa; Chordata; Actinopteri; Clupeiformes; Clupeidae. Gene Ontology annotation, biological process: regulation of DNA-templated transcription.